AUGACGACUCCAAAAACAUUGAGAGAAGAUUCUCCAACUGACAGCCAUCCAAUCUCGAUUUGGAACUACCAAGAUUCGACCCCUGCGGACACUGACGCGAUAAACUUCACAACAGGUUUUCCUGAUUUCUCCCCGCCAAAACAUGUUUCGUCUGCCUUUAAGUCCCUCGUCAACAAUGAGAACAAUAACUCCCUCAUACACCAGUACACAAAACAGACGGGCCAUCCAAGGUUGGCAAACAUUGUAGCGAAGUUGUACGGGACCGAGUUGAAGAGGGAUUUGAACCCGGAGAGGAACGUUUUGGUCACAGCAGGGGCGGUCCAUGGUCUCUUUUGCUGCAUUUUUUCCCUCGUCAGACCGGGAGAUGAGGUGAUAAUAUUCCAGCCAGCAUUCAAAGGCUUCAGUUACAUAGUGAAUUCAUGUGGUGGAGUGCCUGUGUACGUCAAACUAAACAUUGUUGAAGAUGACAAAUGCAAAAACGACACGCCAGUCACAACAUCUGACGCUAACCAGAAACUUAACGACCGUGACCUUCAUACAACACGUUUUGAGUUUGAUGAAGAAGAAUUGAAAUCCAAAUUUUCCGCAAAAACUAAACUGAUCAUCGUAAACACUCCUCAUAAUCCGCUGGCUAAGGUAUUCACCACUGAUGAAUUGUCGAAGAUUUCCCAGCUAUGCACCAAGCAUGAUGUCCUCUGUAUCUCAGAUGAAGUCUACGAGCGAAUGGUGCAGGAACCGCUGAAGCACGUCUCGAUUGCCUCCCUACCAGGUAUGUGGGAACGCACGUUGAAAAUUUGCAGUGCUGGGAAGUUACUUUCCGUUACGGGAUGGAAAUUGGGAUGGUGCAUCGGUCCGGAUGAUCUGAUCCGGAAGGCUGUCACCAUGCACAUCGCUUCCGUACACAGGAUUGCUACUCCCCUUCAGGAAGCAGUGGCGAUAGCUUUGGAGGGUGAGUACACUGGCAGAGAAGAUCCAAACAGUUAUUUCAAUAGCCUUCCCCGAGAAAUUUCAACCAAAGUGGAUCAAGUGUGUGAGAUCUUUCUCAAAUUAGGAUUGAAACCUCUCAAACCUGAAGGAAGCUAUUACGUCGUUGUCAAUGUUUCAAACUUCGAUUUUCCAGUCAAAGACAGCAGCCAAACUAAAGAUUUUCAAUUCGCUAACUGGCUGCUCAACGAAAUGAAAAUAGCAGUUUUGCCGGUGACUAUGUUUUACGAUAUCGAAGACAGGAAUGAAAUCAAUGAAAGUCUUGUAAGAAUUUGCUGUUUCAAGCGCUAUGAAACGAUAGACCGGGCAAGAAGAAUCAUUGAAGAUUGGAGCGAUACCAAAUAGAUUUAUAUAUCUAUUUCUUCCGAUUUUUUACCAAAUUAAAACAAACAAAUAUUUUAUCGAUAGAUUAAAAAACCUCUUUAAAUCAAUUUAUUUAUAAAUUAAAUCAUUUUUAUUUUAGUUUUUAUUUGAGAUAUGUUAGUUUAAGAAUUUAAAGUAGCUUUAAAUACAGUUCAAGAGAA
Helobdella robusta is the source of this 1508-nucleotide messenger RNA. RefSeq lists its product as hypothetical. Lineage: Eukaryota; Metazoa; Annelida; Clitellata; Rhynchobdellida; Glossiphoniidae. Gene Ontology annotation, cellular component: cytoplasm; mitochondrion. Gene Ontology annotation, molecular function: L-kynurenine:2-oxoglutarate transaminase activity; pyridoxal phosphate binding. Bases 1 to 1329 code for a protein of 442 amino acids. The transcript has 11 exons. The record is from RefSeq and is a predicted model, not a curated record. Gene Ontology annotation, biological process: biosynthetic process.